Penicillium soppii is the source of this 186-nucleotide messenger RNA. RefSeq lists its product as uncharacterized. The coding region runs from base 1 to 186 and encodes 61 amino acids. The record is from RefSeq and is a predicted model, not a curated record. The transcript has a single exon. NCBI's taxonomy places the organism in Eukaryota, Fungi, Ascomycota, Eurotiomycetes, Eurotiales, Aspergillaceae.
AUGUUAACCUGGCUGAAACAUCUGUUCACUCUAAAGGCUAAAACAUCACCAGCUAAGGCUGAAACUCCUCAGCAUAUCGAGCAGCUAAAGCGCAAAGAUAAAUCGCAUAUCCGAACACAUAACAAGCGAGUCCUAGAACGCGAGCGCGAUCUGCGCCGCAACUACACGGGCCAGAAGGGCGAGUAG